Messenger RNA from Scleropages formosus (Asian bonytongue), 1537 nucleotides. RefSeq names its product Rac family small GTPase 2 (gene rac2). Gene Ontology annotation, molecular function: GTPase activity; GTP binding. Bases 129 to 707 code for a protein of 192 amino acids. Lineage: Eukaryota; Metazoa; Chordata; Actinopteri; Osteoglossiformes; Osteoglossidae. The transcript is spliced from 7 exons. Gene Ontology annotation, biological process: small GTPase-mediated signal transduction. The record is from RefSeq and is a predicted model, not a curated record.
GAGAGAGAGAGAGAAGCAGAAGAGCAGCAGAAAGAUUUUAAACUUAUUUCCUGCACCGCUAGAGAAGAAGUGCAGUCUGAGUGUUUCCCAGCCUCAAACCGUGCCUGAACACCUUUAACUGUACCAGUAUGCAAGCCAUUAAAUGUGUGGUGGUUGGCGAUGGCGCCGUGGGGAAGACCUGUCUGCUCAUCAGCUACACCACCAAUGCCUUCCCUGGCGAGUACAUCCCCACCGUGUUCGACAACUACUCAGCCAAUGUCAUGGUGGACAGCAAACCGGUCAACCUGGGGCUGUGGGAUACAGCAGGGCAGGAGGACUACGAUAGGCUGAGGCCCCUUUCCUAUCCACAAACGGACGUGUUCCUCAUCUGCUUCUCCCUUGUGAGCCCGGCCUCCUACGAGAACGUGAGAGCCAAGUGGUACCCUGAGGUGCGGCACCAUUGUCCUACCACACCCAUCAUCCUUGUUGGCACCAAGCUCGAUCUGCGGGACGACAAGGAAACCAUUGAGAAGCUCAAGGAGAAGAAAUUGACCCCCAUCACAUACCCACAAGGCCUUGCACUCACUAAGGAGAUAGACGCAGUGAAGUACCUGGAGUGCUCGGCACUCACGCAGCGGGGGCUCAAGACAGUUUUCGACGAGGCAAUCCGUGCCGUGCUGUGUCCACAGCCCGCUAAGGUCAGGAAGAAGGGCUGCCUGCUCCUCUGAGGGCCAGAUGAUGCCUGGCAAGCCUGGGAUCAAGGCUUUGGUGAUAAGUGCACUGCUUGUACAACAACCACGGAGCUGCAAGGAUCCAGUCUCUCCAGCAUCCGACUCCUUAACAAUGGUUACUUUGGCUAUUCAGUAAUAUCAGUGUAUCAGGGUAUGAAAAUAUAAUAUUUAAUGGGUAAGGGUCUGGGUGUUCAUCUUUUUAUAAAUGAAAAGCAAGAAAUCAUAAUUUUAGCACUCUUUCUUACAAAUCACAUUUUUGUUACGAUAUUAUUACCCUGCCUCCUUAACACCAUAAGGUCAACACAUAAAAAUGUAUAUAUGAUACAACUUUCUUUUUGAUUGCUCACAAGGUCUCAGCCCACACUCAUGAAAUUUAAGGAAUGUCAUAUCUUAAAUGGGCAAAACAUCCAGAUGUAGACUAUUGUGUCAAUCUGGGUAACACUACCCCUGAAAUAUUUUUGGGAUUGACAUCAAGUUAGCAACAAAUAAUUAAAGGAAUAAAUAAUACAGCUUUUAACUUUGAUAAAUAUUGAGUGAAGCGAAAUAGAUUUUAAAAAUGUAAAAGUUUCAAAUAGUGUAUCCAAAUUUCUAUAUGUUAGAUCCAAGAAUGACUGCACAGUAUAUCCAUGUAUUCUAAAUGAGUUCAUUUUAAAAUUGUAAGAAAUAAUGUAUAAAAAAUUAAAUUCUUUCACCUUAUCUGGGCUUGUAUAAAGACUUCCUGUGAAUAGCACCUGAUGUGGGUUUGAUCUGUUGUAGCAAGAAAUUUGUUUUAACUUCACUUUGUUCAAAAACUUGAUUGUAUUAAACCAGAAAUAGUAUCAUUUCAU